This is a messenger RNA of Pseudo-nitzschia multistriata, 4428 nucleotides long. The record is from the annotation of a GenBank genome assembly. NCBI's taxonomy places the organism in Eukaryota, Bacillariophyta, Bacillariophyceae, Bacillariales, Bacillariaceae.
GGGCUGGUUACAGCGGACGGGAGAAGUUUCACUUUCGAAUUCCUCCCCGGCAUCGUACGAUACCGUGCCAGUAGCAGAAUUUGUCGAUCGAUCGACAAGACCCACUGGCGAGUCUCCGCCACAGAACAGAACAGGACUACCGUACGGACCAUCGAUCUCGUUGCAAAAGAACAAUCCAACAGAGAGAGCAGCCCGGACCAAUUCAAUUCUUUGGUGCCCUCGCUGCCAACAACUCCCGAAAAGCAAAACAACGACCCGAACAAAGCAUGCCGACGAGCAGCAACAACAGUUGCACCGCAAAGGACUCCUGCCGCAAAACCGAGGACGAGCACGAGCCCUCGCUGGUGCCUCCACACCGUGUCCCCCCUUCGCCGCUGGCUCCGACCACCAGCGCCUUUCUCGAGGCCGCGGCAAGGCCCCCUCCGCUCCGGUCGACGGCGCGGGAACCAACCGUGCCCGGAGCCGUCAGCGUCCCGGGGCUGCUCUCCCGGUUCUUCGAAAACGAACACGACGACGAACCGGACAACUUUCUCGACGCGUCCGUCGGAGACGACGAUCCCUGGGCGACCGUGGUGCACCACAACACAAACAGCAGCGGCACCAGUGGCAGCGGCACCAGUGGCAGCGGCACCAGUGGCACCGCCAGCGGCAAUAGCUCGAGGCCGUCGCUUCCGCUAUCGCCGCCGCGGUCGCCUUCCUUUUCCUUCUACGGCCGCAGCAGCACGACGGACGAGAGCCGGGGGACGACCGAUCUCUCGUCGAUUCCCAUCGCCGCCGAACUGGCACCGACCCGCUCCUACAACGAGCGAGACGUGGAGGACCGGGUGGCGGAACGCCUGGAGGCCCAGAUCGAUGCCCAGAUCUCGGCGCGGCUGACGCGCGAAGUCGACCGACGGCUCUCCCGGGAUCCCCGGCAGCACGCGAUCGCCGAGGUGGUCGGCAGCAGCGACAGCGGCGUCGAGGACCGGGUGGCCGAGCGGCUGGAGGCCCAGAUCGAGGCCCAGAUCAACGAGCGGCUCAAGCAAGAGGUCGACCGCCGCUUGUUCUUGGAACGGGCUUGCAACGCGGGCAGCGGGGACCGCCACGGAUUCGGACCCGAGAAAAAAGAAAACGACAACUUUGAGAUCUGCGGGAUCCGCAGGAGGUGCUGGGGGCUGAUUCUCUGCGUCCUCGUGCUGCUCGUCGUGGGCGGUGUGGCCGGGGCACGCGUUUGGUUUGCCCGCGAGAGAAAAGCCCAGACCACCGGCGGAAGCGAUCCAUCGGUCUCCCGAGCGACUCUCCCGCCCGCGGUUGCCACCGACCCGGAGGCUUCCGCCGUGCCGAGCGCCGACCCCACCACCCGGACCUCCUCGCCGAAGCCAUCGCCCGCCGGUUCCGCGGGCCUCGACGAAGGCCCCGGUUCCACCGAAGAUCCCCCGCUCGUGGCCAACCCGACGCAGAGCCCAACCCCGAGCCCGAUGGAUUCGAACGCCUCCACGACCGAGAGAAGGGACCAGCUGUUGGCACGGAUAGGCCCCUACAUAGUUCCGGAGGACUUUGUGGACAAUCCGGAGACGUAUUUUGCCGCCGGUGCCGGUGCCUUCCGUGGUGCCGCCCUGGAUUGGAUGGCGGGAGGUGAUGUGGAAACCGACGUCCUUGCCACGUCCGUUGAGGUGUUGGUGGAGCGGUACGCUCUGGCGGUUCUGUACUUCUCAACGGGAGGGGAUCGGCGAUGGACGGAUUCGUCCUUCUUUCUCACCCCGGGGACUGUUUGCGAUUGGAACAACGAUCGGAGAAGCCAAACGGAGAUCAUCGGGAAUGAUUCCACUGCUGCCAAAGGCGAGAGCAGCCCCGCCCGGGAAGACACCGAUGCGAUCGGGACCAAAAAGGGGAUCUUUUGCGCCGGCGGAUCGCCGUUCGCUACGACGAUUGCAAUGUCCGACAACGCGCUGCKGGGAGAGAUACCGUGGGAGCUGUCCUUGCUCAGAUCCCUGGUGAAAAUCGAUUUCGAUGCAAACCAGCUCACGGGAACGAUUCCGUCCAAACUCGGCAGGCUGGGAAGAUUGCAAGCGCUCUGGUUGAACACGAACGACCUAACGGGGGGACUCCCGGGCGAGUUUGCCAACGCCACCCGACUCGCAAGCAUCGACGUGGAGAACAACAGCCUCUCGUCGACGAUGCCCGCCGAAUGGGGAUCCCUUUCGGAUUUGUUUUACGCCAGCCUGAGGCUGAACGACAUCACAGGGACACUCCCACCGGAAUGGCGGGGGCUGGGCAUGCUCGAGAUCCUCGACGUGUCCGACAACCGGCUGGAGGGCACGCUUCCGGAAGGGCUCGGGGAGCUCACCGAAAUCGAAUCGCUGUACCUGGAAUCGAACCGCUUCGAAGGCCCCCUCCCACCUUCGCUCGGAAACCUGACCAAGAUGGCCAACCUGUUUGUGGACGGCAAUCGCCUGACGGGAACCGUGCCGGCAGAGUACUCCGCCCUGGAAAACCUGGAAUACUUCUGGUUUCACGGAAACAUGCUGACGGGGACCGUGGAGAGCACGCUCUGUGCUUCCGAUCUGCUGUGGACAAGCAAUGGCACGGACCUGGCGUCCGACUGCCUCGGCAGCGACGAGUUCCCGGCCCAGAUCGAGUGUUCGUGUUGCUCUAGGUGCUGCGACAGCCGUGGGGAAAACUGUGUGGAUAAUUUAUGACGGUGAACACCAGAGCUGUCGAUUGAAAUCACGGAAGAAAGUAUUUUGUACUAGGAAUGUUUUCCAACAAGAUAGAAGAAAUGGCCCCACAAAUAGUAGGAUUUUCAUAUUUUUCUACAAACCCCCCUUUCCCCCCUCAAAAUAGUAUGUGGUUUCCAUGCCCAUAGCUAGUAGUAGUAGAGAAAACAGGCUCUUCGAUCUCUACUACUAGUAGUAGUUGUAAUACUAGUAGUAUUAAGUGCAUCGGAUGACUUCACUCCCCCUCCUCCUCGUCAAUUUCUUUUUACCACCAUUACACUUUAGCUGCCUGCUGCACAAAGUCCCUACUACUACUAGUACUACAUUUUCCAACUACUGUACUGUGGCUUGUUCUUAGUGCACACUGGCUUGGUGUAUUCAGUUAGAAAAUGCAUUGCAUCCUACCGAGUUGAUGUUUCGCCAUUGUUAUAAUCUUCAGUACUCUUCGAGUUGUACAUACCAUAUGUUUCUACUAAAAGUAGUAUCACUAAUAUUCCUCGACUCAUCCGACCAUUAUGAGAAACAUUGGAAACGUAAUUCAGUCCAACAGAUCAGAUACAAAAAUCGUACGAACGGUUGUAGAGUUGCUGGAUUAUUGGAUCCUUGAUAUGAAUCGCAUUCACACUAUUGUGUCAAAGUGGUUACAUAACUUCAGCGCUAUCACGCUAAUAUCAUAUCUGUUUUGGAAUUGCCGACGAUGAUGUUUGGUGCUAAACUUCCAUCGAAUAGAGAAAAUGGAUCGCUGUCCUCGUUGUUAUUUUUACAGACGUCGGCGCUAUUAAAAAAAGCACCGAUUUUUGUUCUGUUGAUAUGUCUACCUCUGGCUACAUCAUUCGUGUCGCCAAGAUCGGCCUUUUCCAUCAAUAAUCAUCUUUGCCACUACAGAAAGGUUGGAAGAAAGCUGUAUGCUGCGGAUAGCGCAAUCAGUGCUGAUGAUCCCAUCCCUCCUGCUAGGGCUCGAUUGCUUCCCAGCGUGUUGCGCUUUCGUGGGGCAGUCGAUGAGGGUUACGGUCGCGGCGGAAAGAAGCUGGGGGUCCCCACUGCAAAUCUUCCGAGCAGUCUCUUUCAAAACGCACUGGAAGAUGUUGGGACAGGCGUCUACUUCGGAUGGGUGGCCCUUGAGCGAAACUACGACAACGAUAUCGAAUUCCACAAAGCAGUAGUAAACGUUGGGUUCUCUCCAACGUUUGAAGGGGAAGAAAACAAAGAAAAAAUUAUCGAAGCGCACUUGAUAAUGGAAGAUGGCGACGAAAAAGAUACGGGCGACAAUACAAAUAACGCGGAGAAGAACGAAACUACCAGCGACAAGGCAUUUAUCGAAGACUUUUACGGGGUUCCUAUGAGGCUACAGUUGGUGGGAUUCCUGAGAGAAGAAAAGAAGUUUGAUAGCUUUCCUGAGUUGAUUGCUCAAAUCCAUGCAGAUGUUAAAGAUGCGAAACUCUCAUUAGAAUGUGAGCCCUACAAGGCCUGUCAAGCCGAUCAGUUCUUGUGUAUCAAAACAUCGCCAGCUUGGAUUGGAAGCGGAGGAGGGGACAAAACGGCAAGCUGGGAGAAUGCACCCCUCGAAGAAUUUCUAGACACUCUGAAAUAGAAAGAAUCCAAAAGAUAGUGAAUGUAUUUUAGGUAGAGGAGCCCGCUGUAAAUUGCAAUCAAUAUUAGAAAUAUCUUUCUUUCUGUCUUUUGCAGAAAAGCUUGAUACUGCCAAGAAUAUGAACAAAUCACAUAAAUUCCA